Messenger RNA from Ixodes scapularis (black-legged tick), 1313 nucleotides. RefSeq names its product transmembrane protein 192. The transcript has 6 exons. NCBI's taxonomy places the organism in Eukaryota, Metazoa, Arthropoda, Arachnida, Ixodida, Ixodidae. The record is from RefSeq and is a predicted model, not a curated record. The coding region runs from base 161 to 973 and encodes 270 amino acids. Gene Ontology annotation, cellular component: late endosome; lysosomal membrane.
CCAUCACGUGAUUGCGAAUUUGUAUUUUCCUCUGGCUGUUUCGUGAGUUGUCUUUCUCGGUUCCCUGAUGUUUGUCAUUAAAACGCAGUGACAUUCGGACGCGCAAAAUUCCGUUCAAAUGCUGGUUUCUUGGAGUUCAUGAAACCGCUAUCAAGAAGGAAUGGUCAGCUUAGCGGAUCAUGAGACGUUUGAGGCAUCCACAGCUGACAGUGUGAACUUCCUUAUACGAGAUGCCACACCGUUGAUUAACCCCUUAGGCUCACCAGACCUAGAGCCGCCCUUUAAAAGUGUUGCAACAGCGGGGGUUAUUAUUUUCCAGAUCUUAAGCCUCCUGUCCAUCGUUGCACUGUCCUUCAUUUUGCCUGCCAUACUUGGGGAUGAUGGCCGCAGUCCGCACGACGCCUACACCAUCUUGCAAUACCUUCAUGCCUGCCUCUGGGCCAUCAUGCUUCUAGUCGACUGCUACCUGAGAAAGCAGCACAACAUCUUGACCUGCAAUGGUUACAUCCACUUCUACCAAGUCACCAAGAGGCUGAGGAGAGUCAACGUCUACGUCUUUUCUGCUGGAUGUGCGGUGCUUUCAGUAACUGCGGUAGUCAUGGACAACUAUUGCCGGGACCGGAAGGCUUGUACCCGUGCACCCCUCGCAGCGGUGAAUUAUUUGCAGAUUUUGUUCAUCGUUGAGGCAUUGGUCGCGCUGCCAUUCCUGGCCAAGUACCUCGGAAUGACCAUCAGCUUCCACAAGAACAAGUGCAGGCCCGACAUCCAGCAUGACGAGCUGUUGCUCAGUUACAUACAGUCCCAGUCGUCGGGCGGGGAGCUUGGUUUUAGGGAUGGCUCUUUCCUCGAGGACAUCGUGGAGAAGCAGGCAGAUAUGAUCCGCUACUUGAAGAAGUACAAUGCUUUUCUGGGGCGCAAAAUCCUGACUCUCAGCGUUGAGCUUAACAGGUAUAAAUCUCAACAGUCAUGCUGAUGAAUAACUCAAUUGCCCAAAAAUACAAAUGUUUGACAUUUUUCAAAAUUUUGGAGUGGACACGUUGAGGCCUUGACAUUCAAGUUCCUUGCACACGUGGAAUUGCAAAAUGUUUUCCUGACAGUGUUUGCUAGUGUUUUGUCUAUAACGCAAGUUUUAAUGUGACUUUUACUGAUGAACUAUCAAGACAUCUACAGUUUGUUUAGUUUGUGUGAGAGUUCUUUUCUACUCCUUUCUGUACAUUUAUGCUGAUCAUCAAAUGUUGCUUGAAAUAGGUUUCUUAACAACUUUGUAAAAUAGGUUUUGAAAUAAAUAUUUUGUGCUGUAAAUUUCCACGUUA